UGGAUAAGGCACAUGCCUGUUUGCCGGCUGGUUUUUACAAGGCUCGCGCUGGUUCGUUACAUCAAGUGUGCGCACGCUGUUGAUGCGAGGAGCCCCCGGUACCCAUUUUCAGACGCGUGGUCAGAAAACUAGGAAAAAUCAUGGAUGAAAAGAAGAGCGAAAUUAAUGGACACUUGGGACAUAAAGACCCGGCAGCAUCGAUCCCAACAAAAUCCGAAAAGAAAAGCUUUAAAGACCGGUUCAUGGCCUUUUUCAAUAGAAAUCUUUUAGUGAUCUUGACGGUGUCCGGGGUCCUGGUGGGCGUCGGACUCGGGAUGAUGGUCCGAAACAUGAACCUAACACGAGCCCAAAUGACAUAUUUCGCCUUCCCGGGAGAGAUGUUGCUGAGGAUGCUCAAGAUGAUCAUUCUGCCUUUAGUGGUUUGCAGUUUAAUUUCAGGUGCUGCGAGUCUAGACACCCGCUCCCUGGGAAAGCUGGGGGGAAUCGCAGUGGGUUACUUUUUGGUGACCACUCUGAUCGCUUCAUCCAUCGGGGUCGCGCUCGCCUUCAUCAUCAAACCUGGCGUGGGAGCUGGAGCGCUCAACAGCAACAACCUGGGACUUGAAGGCUUGAACUCCAACAAAGAGACGGCUGAUUCGUUUUUAGACCUUGCAAGAAACCUAUUCCCAUCUAACCUGGUGGCUGCAGCUUUCCGCUCAUAUGUCACCGAUUACAAGAUGAUUUUUGUUGGAAAUGGAACCAACGGAACCCUCAACUAUCAGAAGGUUCCUUAUGGAACAGAUUCAGAGGGAAUGAAUAUUCUAGGCCUUGUUCUCUUUGCUAUGGUUUUCGGAGUUGCUUUGAGAAAGCUUGGAGCAGAAGGAGAGGAGCUUAUUCGGUUUUUCAAUGCCUUCAAUGAAGCCACCAUGGUACUGGUGUCCUGGAUCAUGUGGUAUGUGCCUUUUGGCAUUAUGUUCUUGGUAGGCAGUAAGAUUGUGGAGAUGGAAGAUGUAGUUCUGUUGGUUACUAGCUUGGGAAAGUACAUUUUUGCCUCUAUCCUGGGUCACGUCAUUCAUGGCGGCAUUGUCUUGCCACUUAUCUACUUUGGAUUCACUCGAACAAAUCCCUUCAUUUUCCUGUCUGGACUCAUCACACCCUUCACAACAGCAUUUGCCACCUGCUCAAGCUCAGCGACUCUGCCCACCAUGAUGAAGUGUGUGGAGGAGAACAACGGUGUCGACAAAAGAAUCAGCCGGUUUAUACUGCCAAUCGGAGCCACUGUUAACAUGGAUGGAGCAGCCAUUUUUCAGUGCGUUGCCGCUGUGUUUAUUGCACAGCUUAACAACAUGGAACUCAAUGCGGGCCAGAUCUUUACAAUCCUGGUGACAGCCACUGCUUCCAGUGUGGGAGCAGCCGGAAUUCCAGCAGGAGGGAUUAUCACCAUCGCUAUUAUUUUGGAAGCCAUUGGUCUGCCAACCCAUGACCUGUCACUCAUGCUGGCUGUCGACUGGAUUGUAGACCGCACCACCACUGUUGUGAACGUGGAGGGAGAUGCUCUUGGCGCUGGCAUCCUUCAUCAUAUCAAUGAGAAAGAGAUGAAGAAACAAAAACAGCAGCACCAGCAAGAGGAGCAAGAACUUCAGGAAGUAAAGGUGGAGGUGGUGGCAAAUGUCCAGGCUGAGGAGGAGACCUCCCCUCUCGUCACACAUCAGAAACGAGGAGACGACUCCUCGCGGGAAACACUUGAUGACAAGGGUGGUGUGGAGUCUGUACUGUAAUGUGCUGACUGUGGUCUCCUGUCUCGUUCUCCUCUUUCUCACUCUUUAAAAAACCACCAUGGGCGUGAUGUCACCUCAGUGUAAAGUUUACUCAAACCUGUGAGUUUGGAUGCUUAUGGUCGAUUUGCUGUUAUGUAAAUAUAGUUUGAAGUAUAGGAAAGAACAGGUUCUUUUAAGAUAAUCUUAUCCAGUUGUGCCAAAAUGAUUUCUUAUCUGUUGUUAUGUUUGGGAAUGUGUCUUAGCUUACAUGCAAUGUUUUAAAGGGCACUUAAGUUUUCACGUUGUGUGGUGCAGAGAUGGAUAGUAAUGAAAAUCAUUCAAAGCCUGACCUUUUGCUCUGUUUGUUUGUUACAUUUUAACUGUCUCUGUGAAACAUUAACUAUUUUAAAGAUGAGCCAGAAAGUAUUUGCUGUAUAUAUUUGUGUCCCUGAUGUCAAAUCCUGUGAAGUUGUGGUAUGGUAACAGUUUGUGAUUUAUUGGGGACUAAAUCACAACUGUGCAUGUGUGCUUGUGCUGAACUCUCAAGAAUUUUUAAGCUUUAUGUUUUUUUAUAUUUUCGUACUCUCUAAACUGAAAUGUAAUUCAUGCAUUGAUAGACAACUCAGGGUCAUAGGUGAUAACUGAACCUGAUGACUAAAACUGAUGAAGACUCUCAAAUAUUGAUAGAUCAACGUUCUCUUUUUAGAUUCAUACCGGUUAUUUGCCCCAAAGAACAUCGCUCUGGUGACAAAUAAGUGGUUUCUAGUGACACCUAGUGGACAGUUUGUUUAUAAGUUGAGUGCUCAAUCGUUAUAAAAUAAGCUAUGAAUGAAAUUAAUUUAUUAAUUGUUUUGUUUUUCUAUAUCAUUGAAAAUUAUUUUGGUAAUUUGUUGCUACCAAAAGGUUCUAAUGUAAAAAUAAAUAAAUAAAGGUUAGAUGCAUUGUGACAGCUACUGAUUAGUUAGUGCUCUAAUGUUUUGUACUUUUUCACUCUGUUAUAACUGUUUUGUUACAAAUGUCUGUCAUCUGCCAAGCAUUUAAUUAAAAAGCAUCUCUGUGUGUCUAAA
Paramisgurnus dabryanus is the source of this 2803-nucleotide messenger RNA. RefSeq names its product solute carrier family 1 member 4 (gene slc1a4). Gene Ontology annotation, molecular function: L-alanine transmembrane transporter activity; symporter activity; L-serine transmembrane transporter activity. Gene Ontology annotation, cellular component: plasma membrane. The record is from RefSeq and is a predicted model, not a curated record. NCBI's taxonomy places the organism in Eukaryota, Metazoa, Chordata, Actinopteri, Cypriniformes, Cobitidae. Gene Ontology annotation, biological process: L-serine transport; L-glutamate transmembrane transport.